Messenger RNA from Micropterus dolomieu (smallmouth bass), 2610 nucleotides. RefSeq names its product solute carrier family 18 member B1 (gene slc18b1). Gene Ontology annotation, molecular function: transmembrane transporter activity. The record is from RefSeq and is a predicted model, not a curated record. Bases 217 to 1563 code for a protein of 448 amino acids. Gene Ontology annotation, biological process: transmembrane transport. Lineage: Eukaryota; Metazoa; Chordata; Actinopteri; Centrarchiformes; Centrarchidae. The transcript is spliced from 14 exons.
AGACGUCAUCGAGGAAGAACUCACCACAUUUCUCCAAUAUAGUCACCGCGAGCUUUAGCUGCCUCAGGACUGUGAGGUUUCUUGUCGCUGAACAGACAGUCAGGAGCUGGUUGCUUGUCGGCUGUUCAUGUGUUCAGGGUUUCUCUCCGUGUGUCGUUAUGUUACCGUCGGAAUUUCUGUCCUGAGUAAUUGGAGACUUAAACCAAAAAAUUAAGAAUGGACCCGCACGCUGAUCAUGAGCAAAGAGAUAACGGCACUCCAACCGAAUCACAAGAUCCUCCCCUGAGGAUGACAAGACAGCAGAUUCUCACUUUAAUAUCAAUGGCUUCUGUCAACUUCAGUUCAAUGAUCUGCUACUCAAUAUUAGGCCCAUUUUUUCCUAAUGAGGCAGUGAAGAAGGGAGCCAGUCAAACGGUCAUUGGUCUCAUAUUUGGCUGCUACGCGGUCUGCAAUUUAAUUGGUUCAUUGAUACUGGGAAGAUAUAUUGUCCAAAUUGGCGCAAAGUUCAUGCUUGUUGCAGGGCUUUUUGUGUCAUCAGUCUGCACCAUUGUGUUUGGAUUACUUGAUCGGGUUCCUGCAGGACCCGCUUUCAUUACUCUGUGCUUUAUAGUGAGGUCCAUCGACGCUGUGGGCUUUGCUGCUGCGAUGACCUCCACUUUUGCCAUGACAGCAAAAAUAUUUCCAAACAAUGUGGCAACUGUUUUGGGUAGUUUGGAGAUUUUCACAGGACUUGGUCUUAUAAUGGGGCCACCAGUCGGGGGGUGGUUCUACCAGUCAUUUGGAUAUGAAGUCCCUUUUAUGCUUCUUGGAUGUUUCCUGUUGAUUAUGGUUCCUUUCAACGUUUACGUCUUACCAACCAUUGAUGCAUAUCCCUCGAAGGAUUCCUUCUUUCGACUUCUCGCCCAAGUGAAAAUAGUCCUCAUGUGCUUUGUGAUAUUCACUCUUAGUGCAGGUUUGGGCUUCUUGGAUGCCACGCUGUCCCUUUUUGCUAUUGAGAGGUUUAGUCUCUCAUUUGGCUACGUGGGAAUCAUCAUGCUUGGUUUGUCGUUACCAUACUGUCUGGCAACACCGGUGAUCGGGUAUUUUACUGAUAAAUAUCCUGCCACCAGGAGUUGGUUUAUGGUGACAGGAGGCGUCGCCACAGCGUUUGGCUUCUGUCUGCUUGGUCCCGUCCCUUUCCUUCACAUCCCAAGUCAGCUGUGGUUGCUGAUCCUCAUGCUUGGUGUAAUUGGGUUUUCUCUGGGCAUGACUGCAAUCCCCACGUUCCCUGAGAUCAUCACAUGUGCAUAUAAACAAGGAUUUGAGGAGGGACUAAGCACUCUUGGAAUGGUAUCUGGGCUGUUUGGGGCUGUUUGGUCCAUGGGGAUGUUUUAUGGCCCAAUAGUGGGUGGCCUUAUCACACAACACCUGAACUUUGAGUGGGCAGCUGCAGUCCAAGGAGGCUUGGCGUUUUUGGCUGCCUUUCUCCUCGCUGUGUUUUAUGCCUGUCAACGCCCACAACAACACAGCAUUAGAGAAGAUAGCCGACAAACAGAUGAAGGCACUCCUCUUCUGAAUGAAUGAAGCUCUCAGCAACAUGUGGAAGGACGCCAUGCUGAACAAAACAGGAUCUUAGUGUUUAAGGCCUCCAAGUUAAACAUAUAGAAUUUUUAAAUGAUAUAUUUUAUUAACUAAAUGCUUUUAAAUUACAUAUUUUUGGUGUUGCAGGGAUUGUAAUGAUUUGUACUUAUUGUACAAACAUGUAAUAGUAUUAUGUUUUCAGGAAAUGUUUAAAAAUGUAUUUGUAGUUGGUACUGCCUAACCUAACGGCCUAAAAAAAGCAAUACAAUGAUAUUACUCAGAUUUUAAGUUGCCAAUUUUCAAGUUACACUUUCAAGGAAUGUAACAUGAAUGAAUGUAUUCAACCACUAGAAAUCACACAUUCAUGUCCAGAUCACAAACUAAAUGUGCCUUUUGUUCGGAAGCUCUGCUGUAUUAAUGAUCUUAGUUUUUGACAUCACAUGACUUGGAUUUUAUGUUGAAGUGACCACAUUCAUAGUAACAUGAAGGAUGCAUGUUACGUGAUAUAUUAUACAGGUCAUAUUAAUUUAAUAUAUAAUAAUCUAAUAUAUAAUACUAUAUAAUAUUGUGUAAUAUACAGUACAGUCUAAAGGGGGCAUCACGUCACAUUUCAGAGCAGUUAGUGAUAGUAUGUUGUGCCUUCUGUUCUGACCGAACAAUUUUUGAGGAAGAUUUUGCACAGAUUUGAAUAUAAAGAGUAUGUAAAAAAAAAAAACCUCAGACCAACAAUUAAGAGAUGAAAAAAACAUUUGGAAAUAAUCUGUUUUAUUAGCUAGGCGUAGCCUAGAGGGGACCAUCCAUUACGGUUAGUUGUGUUUGUGUAUCUGUAUUAAUAAACCCAAAAGCCUAAUAUUUUCUCUGUACAUUUAUGAAAAAUUGUGAAUCACAUCAACCACAAGAGGUCCUUGAGCAUACACAAGCACCUCUCGCGGUUGUUGUGAUUCACGAUUUUUGAGAAAUCUUAUUUUAUUUGUUUGGGAGGAGUGACGGGUUUGUAUGCGUGCAGUGCUACAACAAAAUGUUCUAAAUAAAUAAGAAUGUUUAAAUUCA